Spirometra erinaceieuropaei is the source of this 3392-nucleotide messenger RNA. Lineage: Eukaryota; Metazoa; Platyhelminthes; Cestoda; Diphyllobothriidea; Diphyllobothriidae. The record is from the annotation of a GenBank genome assembly.
AUGCGAAUGAAGACACUGUCGAGACAGUCGCUUGACAGCCAAGGCCUCUCAACUCCUACUCAGCAGACGCUCCUCAUGACGGCUAAAUUCGACGGAAAGACAGUGUCCCUCCCAAAAGUGGCACUUGACACAACACUAAAGGCGGAUUUUGGAAAUUUGACAUUCAACAAGUCGGCAGUCCUUUCGACCACAUCUACUCCUUCAGGAUUGGAGCCUGUAGAUGAAACAAAAACAACAGACGUCAUUUCAACGGUUCGCAGACGUCAGCGACAAAUGCACCGUUGUGAGUUUUGCGACAAGCAAUUUGAUCGGCCCUCUCUUCUAAAACGGCACACGCUAACACACACCGGUGAGCUUCGAUUAAAAUGGCUAGUUGGGUCGUUUGCCUGAAGUAAUUUCUCAUGCAAGAUUCGUUCAAAGGAACCAUUAUUCACGUAACUAAGCUUAACCUUUUAUUCAUCAUCCAGGUGAGCGACCGUUUGAGUGCCGAUUUUGCUCGAAAGGCUUCUCGACUAGAAGCGGGGUGAAUACACACGAAAGGACACACACUGGUCAACGACCGUAUGUCUGUCGGGUCUGCGGUAGGCGCUUUGCGGCCGGCUCCAAUCUGAUUUUUCAUCGGUACACCCAUACCAACGUGAGUGGAAGAAAAAUAUUAAUAUAUUUGAUUUUCGUUUUGUCUUAACUUACGACACUCGUGUGCUGCAUGUAAACACUGUCGUAUCUUAGGCUGAACACCGAACGAGUGUUUUUCAGGUCGGCACGCUAUUGGCGGAUUAAAGUGAAACGCCGACUUUCCCUUUGCAGACUCGACGUCAUGUGUGCACGCACUGUCCCAAGGCCUUCGUGACGCCAGGAGAUCUGCGCAAACACGAGUACACACACUCCGGAGAGUGGCCGUUCCGAUGUGACGUUUGCAACCGUGGAUUUGCCACAGAACGCAAUCUAAAGGCGCACGAAACGACACAUACAGGUAAGCAACGAAACACUUAUAGACUUCAAGCAAGAAAAAGUCUUGACAACCCUUCAUCAAAGACGGCACGAUGUGGUAGAAUAAAUUACGCUCCGAUUUCCGGUAGAUGUUAAACAGUCGACGUCGGGGCAUACUGGUUUCGAGUGGUUUGGCUACCGUUUGACCCUUUAGGCUGGCAAAUGCAGCGAAAGAGCUCGAAGCAACCGGUAUGAGCAGAUUGUGCACCCUACAACGUGCCAUGUGGUAGAUGGAGGAGCCAGAUCAGGGUCUGGCACGCGGUAUUAGUCUGUGUAUCCUGAACGAAUGUGAUGUAUAGUGGUGCGGUGGCACGCCUAUGUGCAGACUCACGUCGCGCCAACAGCCUUCGUCCGACCCUGGCUCCGGUCUUCUUGACUCAUAUUUGACACCGGGCCCCGGAGGGUGAGGGAGGAGAGAGUGCGGUAGACGCUGCGUAAGUCUACUAUCAUUAGAAACUAAUUCACGUGCAAUUCACCGUCCCUGCGUCAGCCCUGCCGUGGGGCACACGGUGGACAUCGUUGGCAAUUACCGUCCAACUGUCGCAUGAUAAGGCUACUCUUAAAUGACUUCGCUAGGACAGGUGAUUGGAUAUGUAACUAUGAACCCCCUCCCAUAUUACAGGAGGCCGCGCACUAAAUUCUGGGAGAUUGGAUUAGGUUUAGAGAUAAAGUUGCGACACGGUAUCCCUGGUAUUUAGCGCGAGCUAACUUGUUGUACGGGUUAGUCCAUGUUCUCGUGCCCGACCGAACGAACGAAAUAUGCAGGCUGGUCCGGCAAGGUAUGCGUUUGUCUGAUUGGACGGCGCGAUUACGCUAGAGAGCGGCACGAACGGCUUUGACACUAGAAAAAUUCUAAAAUGCCUUAUGAAAUCCAUAGGGAAGUCACUUCCGUGUUACAAUUUCUGACAGAAAAUGAAGUUUGGUGUCAAAUGACACAAAAACGUUCAAAGCUUAAUCUUUCUCGCAUACGUACCGACGCAUACGGAUGAUUAAGAAGCCACACACGAAGUGCUCUUGCUCCACACUUCCCAACCCCGGAGUUCCCCUAUCACCUAUUCACGGCGGUGUUGGAUACGUGCAGAUGUGCAUUUUAUUUUUGUCGAGACUUUUACCAUUAUUCAUUACUCACACUGAACUCGCGGAUUUUCUCAGCCACAUCUAUUUCAAAUCUACUGCCGUUAAUCACAACUUUACCGAAAAAAACCUUCGAGAACAGAUAAUUAAACCAGUUUUUCUUUAUUCAGGUCAGCGACCGUACACAUGUUCCGUUUGCCGCAAGUCUUACGCCCAGGAGAGUUCUCUGAAGACACACAUGCGAAGCCAUAUGCGUAAGUCCCACGUGUGCUUACCAGGUUGGAACUGAUGGGACCAGCGUCAUUUAUAACAGAAUUGCGUCGGCUUUUUGAUUAAUAUUUUAAAAUAUACAAUAUGCGAGGACGCAAGGCAGAUUAUACCACCCAUAGAAAUAAUGCCUGCAGUAGUACCCUAAAGAUUUAGACCACAAACUGCACUCUCAGCGUGAUCGGACAUCCAUCAGAGGGACGCGACUGAAGUUGCUGUUUGUAGGCAACCUCCACGUGAGCACGCCGGAAUCCCAAUAUCGGCUGUGAUAUAGAUCAGCAAUGCACGGAAUGUUGUUCAGCGCCGAAUUUCGCUGUUUUUUGUCCAAUCGAUCUUAUGCAAAUUUUUGUUUGUCUGUACCAUCAGAAAUCACAUACAAACUUUAAAUUUUAGGAGCCAUUAAUUCCACAUCUCCUGAGGACAUCCCAGGCAAUUCCUCCAUCGGAACAAACGCAGUACUGACGAAUUCAAUUACGGCGGCGGCUACGGUGUGCACGACAAACUGGGGAACUCUCACCAGGGAUCCCUGUACUAUACCCAAUCCACUGCAUGCCCCUCCACCAAUCCGACCGCCCUCAAACCUCCCCCUCCCUUCCCCCUUCCUACUGUUCAGUCCUACCCAGUCAUCGCAGCUACAAUCGACUUCAUCGCAGUUUCAAGUUGGUAACCAGCCGGAAUUAGUCUGGACCCCGCCCAACCAGCAAGGUAUCCCCAGCUUCAUUUCCGAGCCCCGUCAGUCUGGACCUUCCCUGGUGUAUCCUUUCUCAUGGGUGGACCAGUACCGUUCUUACUACUAUCUCUAUCUGCAAGAGCUUGCGAAAGUGUCCCCGUCACGACCAAGCGCCUUUGAAAAGGUACCUCGGAGGCCGUCCAGCCACAGCAUACCUCCUCUGCAGGCGCAGUCGCCAUCCUCGUCCAUGGUCCCCCGACAGCUGUGCUCAGCGGCCCAGCCGUCCCAGUCAAUUGAGGGCCAGCAUCCAACACGGUCCACCGAAGAGGCCGAGCAAACGACGGUCCUUGACUACUCCUUCAAAACCCUGAGCCAUCAGCGCAUGACGUAG